Molecule: messenger RNA, 681 nt
Organism: Hibiscus syriacus
Lineage: Eukaryota; Viridiplantae; Streptophyta; Magnoliopsida; Malvales; Malvaceae
Product: mavicyanin-like
Exons: 3
Coding region: 33-548 (171 amino acids)
Cellular component (GO): plasma membrane
Molecular function (GO): electron transfer activity
Source: RefSeq, a predicted model, not a curated record
AUUAGAUUUGAGUUGAGGUGGUUUUCGUUUUGAUGCUGGCUUUCUUCGGAGUCUCUUUCGGCGCGGUUCACAAAGUGGGCGACUCCACUGGCUGGACUAGUCUCGGAAAUAUUGAUUACCUCAAAUGGGCUUCCACCAAGACCUUCCAUGUAGGCGACUCUCUUCUUUUCAAGUACAACCCACAAUUCCACAACGUGAUGCAAGUGACCUACAAUGAUUACCAGUCGUGCAACGCAACGUCGUCAAUCGCCUCCUACACCUCCGGAUCUGACUCAGUGACCCUCAAAAGGCCCGGCCACCUUUAUUUUCUUUGCGGCGUCCCGGGACACUGCCAAGCCGGACAGAAAGUCGAUGUGUUGGCUAAACCGUCGUCCAAAGGCCCAACCGCAAGUCCUAGCCCGUCUACAUUGGGUUCGUCUCCAGCAAACUCACCUUCAGAAAUGGUGAGUGCACCUGGCCCGGCUCAAAGCAGUGCCUUGUCUCUCCUCUCCUCCAGGGUUUCGAGUAUCGUCACAGUUUGUAUCGUCGGUUUGGCCUUCUACUUCUAAGCGGACAGUCCUUAUGAGUUAUAUUUGUGUUUAAAGUAAAGACUACAGUGGAACGGCUUUAUCAUUUUAGGUCAUAUGGUAUAAACGGCUUUGCUUGGUUUCCAGAUGAAAUUAAUGUUUAAUUUUUUAAAAA